AUGACGGACCCCUCCUUGAUAGAUCAUAUGACUAGGCUAAAACUCAAACUACUGGAGAAGAGAUUAGAAAAUGAGCGUGAGAUUGCUGACGAUUCAUCAGAUAUAGAGGUUAUAACAGCAAGGAGUUAUGAUGGACAAGAAGAAGCUCUUCAAUCUGCAUUACGCAGGAGGAAGGAUCUACUGCACAAACUGAGAGAACAACACCUCCUAGAAGAGAUAGCCCGGCCACAUACCUGGGAAGGAACUCGCAGAAAAAAGAUCAGUAUAGAACCUGUAGCAGCCCCAAUGCACAUUUACCACACAUUGCCUCCUCCAGAACCACCAGUGCGCUUUUAUCCUCCACCUCCUCCACCAGAACCUCCCAGGAUCAUACAGCAGCAGUUACCCCAGCAACCAGCAACCAUAAUUCAGCAGCUACCUCCACAGCAGCCACUAAUUACUCAGAUUCCUCCUCCACAAGCCUAUCAGCCGCCACGCUCAGGCAGCAUUAAAGAAGACAUGGUGGAAAUGAUGCUUAUGCAGAAUGCCCAGAUGCACCAGAUCAUUAUGCAGAACAUGAUGCUGAAAGCACUGCCGCCUAUGGCAAUGUCCCAACCUGCCGGAAAUGUACCACCUGCUGCAUCUCAGUCCCACCAGGAUGCUAAUUAUGUCAACCCUGUAGUGCUUAGAGCGGAGAAGGUUCGUCCCACCUCAGUACAUCAUCAUCACCACUAUACACCUCCUGGCCUUCCUGCAGCUCCACCAACACUACAGCCACCAAUUGGCUAUCCAAUGUGGUCUCAGAUGAUGCCUUCAAACACCAUUGGGCAAAUGGGUGGAGUUCCUCAUGCAGUGCAUCAUGUUACUGGCCCAACUACGACACUACCAGCAAUGAACAUGAAUGGAUGGAAUCACUCCCAGAGUGCCGAGCAUACUAUAAGACCCUAA
Molecule: messenger RNA, 927 nt
Organism: Staurois parvus
Lineage: Eukaryota; Metazoa; Chordata; Amphibia; Anura; Ranidae
Source: the annotation of a GenBank genome assembly